AUGCUUACUGUGAAGCAGCCACCCGCGUACGGCUAUAGGUCCGUUCAUGAUUUGCCAACUCCGCCCUCAACAUCUCGACCUUCUCCGCCUCUGAGUUACUCGGAGGCCGCGUACAAACAUCAUCAGGUCGUUUCUCGCAGCCACAGUCCGAGUAGCCAAGCAAUGUCGGCACCUCACCGUGGGCUGCCGCCUCCAGCGGCCAUGGCACUUCCUCCUCAGCAAGCUCCUCCAUCAGCUGCCGUACCACCUCAACAUCACGGGCAUCAACAACCGCCGCCGCCACCUCUGUCUGCUGGCCAAGGCGGCCCUCAAGCGCAGCCGUGGACCUCAUUACCACCUCCCCCCGGGCAAUGGCACGGAUCUGAGGAAUCCAUGAGAACGUGGUUGCAGGCUAAAACGGAGGAAGAGAAAACUAAGCAAGAAGAGGAGAAAACCAGGCAAGAGGGUCUUCGGCUGGAGCAACGACGAGUGGAAAUGGACAUGCUGCGAGAUUCCCUCCGAGGCGGCAUCCCUCCACCCAUGAUACCCUUGGUAUUUGCUGGCAUGGCCGCGGGCGGAACAUUGCCACAAACAGCGGUAGAAUGGGCUCAACAGUUUCUCUCGCCCGUGCAGAGUCAGCCGUUGCAGCUUUUGCCGCCCCAGAGGCAGCAUUCUCCCGAUCCACACCAGAGAGAAGGUGCUUCUCAGGGCCAAUAUCCCGGACCAGGUGCAGCACCUCCUCCAGGCCCCGGAGCCUACGGUCCCUAUCCUGGAUCGCCUACGAGACCCCGUGGGCAGACAGUGAGCGGAGUUGUAGGCCGAUCAAGUAUACCUGCUGGGGGGAAUCCGUCCCAGCCUAGCCAGCCCGGCGGCGCAGGUGUAUCGCCGUAUGGCUCCCAGACCCAUAUGCAUACACAGCCGGCACCACAGGAGUCGAGCCCAGGGUUGUACUUUCAUCAUUGGCAGCCACCUGCGACGCAAUCAGGGAGCGGAAGCUCCAACAGACCGGGAACUCCGUCUGGUGCGUCUAAAACCAAGAGAAAGCGAGACUCGCUGUAA
Molecule: messenger RNA, 1038 nt
Organism: Metarhizium brunneum ARSEF 3297
Lineage: Eukaryota; Fungi; Ascomycota; Sordariomycetes; Hypocreales; Clavicipitaceae
Source: RefSeq, a predicted model, not a curated record